UUUCGUACAAAGCGUUUCAUUAGAAAGCAAGAAUGAAUAUAAAAAUUUGAACAAUUCUGAAAAAUUAAAUACAUAAUACGUAAAAAAUGCAGAGAAUAAUGAUUAGAAAUUGAAUAUCAAAUUGCUACAUAUUCUUAGUAAUGACAUAUAAUAUAGCACUAGCUUAGUGCAUGAUUUGAUAUCCGAUUUUUAUCAAUUUAAUUUGAUUGAUGUUCUUCAUGUUGAUAUAACAAUAUCAGUAAAAUACAGGAUCUGUCAUCGAGCGAGUAUAUAUAAGCCGUAAACGAUGUUGUUCCUUCAGUCAUCAAAAAUGAUAUGACAAGCAAAAUGCGAUCAAUAGAGAAAAGCACGAUGCGCUCUUUGAUACUACUGCUAUUCCUUACUACUACCAAAAGUUACGACAUUGUUCUUAAACAUGGGAUUCUCAAUGUAAACCCUAUUAAUAAUAAUCGCGUGAUUGUUAACCUUACGAGCAAUGAUGGCACAAACAUGGUUAAUAUCCUUUACACAAAAAGUCCAUCGGCUACGCAGCAGAGUACGCCUUCCGUGUUCAAGAAUUGUGGCAACAACAAAAUAUGCUUAAAAUAUGCCACUGGGGAGUUAGAAUUCGACAUCGAUUGCGAAAAGGAAACCAUCACUGUCAUUCGUAAGCUCUUCAAUUCUGCCGGUGAACUCUUGGAUUGUUUCCAGCUUACUGAUGACACGCAAUGGUUUGGCGGGCCGGAACUUCGCUAUCAGCACUGGCCCAUACAGCACAUGUACUACGACGAGGAACCGUACCUGCCGACGCAUCCUGUAAAUAUGGCAGUAGCCGAGCGUUACUGGUUGUCUAGUAAAGGGAUUUAUAUCUAUGUGGACGAGACAAGCCCACUGUUCCUCGAUCAGAAUAAUUACCGGGAUAAAUACCUGUGCAUGAUUGCGAAGAACAAGGCGCCCUACCAGCUUCGCGACAAUAUCGUACUUAACUACACGUUGGGUAUCUUUUUGGAUCCGAAAAGUGCUCAUCAACACGCGGUGAGAAACCAUCUACGUAAGCCGUCGGGUCGCCCCAAUGAACGGAUGAUCCAGUAUCCUGUAUGGUCCACCUGGGCCAGAUAUAAAGCUAAUAUCACUGAGGAAUUGGUGGAGACGUACGCAGACGAGAUUAUUACCAAUAACUUCAAGAACAGCCAGAUCGAGAUUGAUGACAAUUGGGAGACUUGCUAUGGUUCCGCUGAGUUCGAUCCUAUCAAGUUUCCCAAUAUCAGUGCUCUUAUACAACGACUAAAGAACAAGGGCUUCCGCGUUACGUUAUGGAUACAUCCGUUCAUUAACCGAGGCUGCGAGCCCGCGUAUUCCACUGCGUUGAACAAUUCUUACUUCGUCAAAAACCUCGACGGAGGCGUUCAGAUGUCCUGGUGGCAGGGUUCAGAUGCCGCUACGAUUGACUUCACGAAUCCAGCUGCGGUGAUCUGGUGGGUAGCGCGAUUGAAGCGUCUUGAAGAUCUUGGGAUUGAUAGCUUCAAGUUUGAUGCUGGUGAGGUAUCCUGGUUACCGCAAAUAGCGGAGCUGAAAGGCUCGCUCGAUUUGCAGCCAGGUAUAUUCACGCGGGAGUAUGUCAAGGCACUCGCUAGCAACUUUGAUGAUAAUAUUGAAGUGCGGGUGGGAUGGGGUACCCAAGAUUUACCGAUAUUCGUUCGCAUGAUCGAUAAGGACACCAGAUGGUCUUGGAACAACGGUUUGCCCACCCUGAUAACGACGCUACUGCAAAUGAAUCUCAAUGGAUACGUCCAUGUGCUGCCAGACAUGAUCGGCGGCAAUGGUUACCUAGAUGGUUCGCUCAACGGAACGGAAUAUCCAUCUAAAGAGAUAUUCAUCAGAUGGCUACAGGCCAACGUCUUCAUGCCAUCGUUGCAAUAUUCUUUCGUGCCCUGGGAUUAUGACAAUGAGACCAUCAACAUCUGCAGAAUUUAUACCGAUUUACACGCCACUUAUACUCCAUCAAUUUUGAACGCCAUGCAGCAGGCUAUUGAAAACGGCACUCCUGUAAAUCCUCCUAUUUGGUGGAUUGAUCCUACUGACAGUGAAGCUCAUAAGAUUAAUGACGAAUAUCUCCUUGGAGAGUCUAUACUAGUUGCUCCGGUAAUUGAAGAAGGUGCUGAAAGUCGCAAUAUCUAUCUACCUAAAGGAACCUGGCAAGAUAUGAAUCGACAGAAGGCCUAUAAAGGACCGACAUGGCUAUUAAACUAUCAUGCUCCCAUAGAAAUACUUCCAUAUUUCAAGAAAGUGUCUUGUUAAUAAAGAAUUUAAAAAUUUUCAAUAUAAAAUAUUUAUGUAAUAAAUAUUUAUUCAUAUAAAAAAGCUAUCAUGGAAUGCUA
This is a messenger RNA of Monomorium pharaonis (pharaoh ant), 2357 nucleotides long. RefSeq names its product myogenesis-regulating glycosidase (gene tobi). NCBI's taxonomy places the organism in Eukaryota, Metazoa, Arthropoda, Insecta, Hymenoptera, Formicidae. Bases 316 to 2277 code for a protein of 653 amino acids. Gene Ontology annotation, biological process: carbohydrate metabolic process. Gene Ontology annotation, molecular function: hydrolase activity, hydrolyzing O-glycosyl compounds. The transcript has 6 exons. The record is from RefSeq and is a predicted model, not a curated record.